AUGGUAAGUUGGUCAGAACUAAACCCUCUGAAAGCCGAGUUUUUUUUUGUUUCAGACUUUAUCGAUAUCUACGAUGAGAUCUACUACCAAUAUCUUGAAAACUCAGGGAAGCCAAUCCUUACUGAAGUUGGAUUCUGCUGUGCCCUGGUUCAAUAUUGGAUAACAGUUUAUCCAAUUUGGCCAUUAUACUCAACUACGCUCCCACCAUGGACAUCAAGCCCUUGGUCAACAUCUACUUCUAGUUGGAGUACAACGCCACCUUCUACUACGUUCACAACACCAACUACACCGUCUACUGCCUUCACAACACCAACUACACCGUCUACUACCUUCACAACGCCAACUACACCGUCUUCUACGUUCACAACGCCAACUACGAUGUCUACUACGUUCACAACGUCAACUACGCCGUCUACUACGUUCACAACGCCAAGUACACCGUCUACCACGUUCACAACACCAACUACACCGUCUACUACCUUCACAACGCCAACUACACCGUCUUCUACGUUCAUAACGCCAACUACGAUGUCUACUACGUUCACAACGUCAACUACGCCGUCUACUACGUUCACAACGCCAAGUACACCGUCUACCACGUUCACAACACCAACUACACCGUCUACUACGUUCACAACGCCAACUACGUUGUCUACUACGUUCACAACGCCAAGUACACCGUCUACUACGUUCAUAACGCCAACUACACCGUCUACUACCUUCACAACGCCAAGUACCCCGUCUACAAGCUUCACAACGCUAACAACUCCAACCUCUUCGACGACGUUUACAACGACCACGCCAAUUACGCCGGUUACAACGCCACCUACACCGUCUACCACGUUCACAACGCCAACUACGCCGUCUACUACGUUCACAACGCCAAGUACACCGUCUACUACGUUCACAACGCCAACUACACCGUCUACUACGUUCACAACGCCAACUACACCGUCUACCACGUUCACAACGCCAACUACGCCGUCUACUACGUUCACAACGCCAAGUACACCGUCUACUACGUUCACAACGCCAACUACACCGUCUACUACCUUCAUAACGCCAAGUACACCGUCUACAACCUUCACCACGCUAACAACUCCAACCUCUUCGACGACGUUUACAACGACCACGCCAAUUACGCCGGUUACAACGCCACCUACACCGUCUACCACGUUCACAACGCCAACUACGCCGUCUACUACGUUCACAACGCCAACUACACCGUCUACGACCUUCACAACGCCAACUACGCCGUCUACGACCUUCACAACGCCAAGUACACCGUCUACAACCUUCACCACGCUAACAACUCCAACCUCUUCGACGACGUUUACAACGACCACGCCAAUUACGCCGGUUACAACGCCACCUACACCGUCUACCACGUUCACAACGCCAACUACGCCGUCUACUACGUUAACAACGCCAAGUACACCGUCUACUACGUUCACAACGCCAACUACACCGUCUACUACGUUCACAACGCCAACUACACCGUCUACUACCUUCACAACGCCAAGUACACCGUCUACAACCUUCACAACGCUAACAACUCCAACCUCUUCGACGACGUUUACAACGACCACGCCAAUUACGCCGGUUACAACGCCACCUACACCGUCUACUACGUUCACAAUGCCUACAACGGGCUCCUUUACGCCGACGACUCCAACAACCACCUUACCGCCAGUCACCCCGGUAACAACGCCACCUACAAUGAGCUCCUUUACGCCGACGACUCCAACAACCACCUUACCGCCAGUCACCCCGGUAACAACGCCACCUACAAUGAGCUCCUUUACGCCGACGACUCCAACAACCACCUUACCGCCAGUCACCCCGGUAACAACGCCACCUACAAUGAGUUCCUUUACGCCGACGACUCCAUCAACCACCUUACCGCCGGUCCAACCAGUCACAACGCCACCUACAAUGAGCUCCUUUACGCCGACGACUCCAUCAACCACCUUACCGCCGGUCCAACCAGUCACAACGCCACCUACAAUGAGCUCCUUUACGCCGACGACUCCAUCAACCACCUUACCGCCGGUCCAACCAGUCACAACGCCACCUACAAUGAGCUCCUUUACGCCGACGACUCCAUCAACCACCUUACCGCCGGUCCAACCAGUCACAACGCCGCCUACAAUGAGCUCCUUUACGCCGACGACUCCAUCAACCACCUUACCGCCGGUCCAACCAGUCACAACGCCACCUACAAUGAGCUCCUUUACGCCGACGACUCCAUCAACCACCUUACCACCGGUCCCACCAGUCACAACGCCACCUACAAUGAGCUCCUUUACGCCGACGACUCCAUCAACCACCUUACCGCCGGUCCAACCAGUCACAACGCCACCUACAAUGAGCUCCUUUACGCCGACGACUCCAUCAACCACCUUACCGCCGGUCCCACCAGUCACAACGCCUCCUACAAUGAGCUCCUUUACGCCGACGACUCCAUCAGCCACCUUACCGCCGGUCCCACCAGUCACAACGCCUCCUACAAUGAGCUCCUUUACGCCGACGACUCCAUCAACCACCUUACCGCCGGUCCAACCAGUCACAACGCCACCUACAAUGAGCUCCUCUACGCCGACGACUCCAUCAACCACCUUACCGCCGGUCCAACCAGUCACAACGCCACCUACAAUGAGCUCCUUUACGCCGACGGCUCCUUCAACCACCUUACCGCCGGUCCCACCAGUCACAACGCCUCCUACAAUGAGCUCCUUUACGCCGACGACUCUAUCAACCACCUUACCGCCGGUCCCACCAGUCACAACGCAACCUACAAUGAGCUCCUUUACGCCGACGACUCCUUCAACCACCUUACCGCCGGUCCCACCAGUCACAACGCCUCCUACAAUGAGCUCCUUUACGCCGACGACUCUAUCAACCACCUUACCGCCGGUCCCACCAGUCACAACGCAACCUACAAUGAGCUCCUUUACGCCGACGACUCCAUCAACCACUUUACCGCCGGUCCCACCAGUCACAACGCCACCCACAAUGAGCUCGUUUACCCCGACGACUCCAUCAACCACCUUACCGCCGGUCCCACCAGUCACAACGCCUCCUACAAUGAGCUCCUUUACGCCGACGACUCCAUCAACCACUUUACCGCCGGUCCCACCAGUCACAACGCCACCCACAAUGAGCUCGUUUACCCCGACGACUCCAUCAACCACCUUACCGCCGGUCCCACCAGUCACAACGCCUCCUACAAUGAGCUCCUUUACGCCGACGACUCCAUCAACCACCUUACCGCCGGUCCCACCAGUCACAACUCCAGUGACCAGCACAACAACUCUUCCGUCAAUAUCUCCAGCAACAACGUCUGGUAA
Bursaphelenchus xylophilus (pine wood nematode) is the source of this 3350-nucleotide messenger RNA. NCBI's taxonomy places the organism in Eukaryota, Metazoa, Nematoda, Chromadorea, Rhabditida, Aphelenchoididae. The record is from the annotation of a GenBank genome assembly.